Clunio marinus is the source of this 1515-nucleotide messenger RNA. The record is from the annotation of a GenBank genome assembly. NCBI's taxonomy places the organism in Eukaryota, Metazoa, Arthropoda, Insecta, Diptera, Chironomidae.
AGAUUACACACAAUCGGAACUUUAAACUUUUCUAAAUAAGGAAUUCACGUUUUUAAUUUAAUUAAGUGUAAAAUUCAUUUGAUUUUUCUUAUUUCUACUUGUCUAUCAAAGAAAGUAAGCAUGACAACUGUAAAAUGUGAAACGCCGUCCUGCGAUCAGCCUGCUAAAAUGAAAUGUCCAACAUGUUUGAAGAUUGGAAUUGAAUCAUUCUUUUGUACCCAAAGCUGCUUUAAAGCAUCAUGGAACCAACAUAAAGUGUUGCAUACUCUUGCAACCGGUAAAGAUAAAAGUUCGGGAUCCUGUAAUUUAUAUCCGAACUAUAAUUACUCAGGAAAACUUCGGCCAUGGACACAGACACAAAAACGUCCUGUUCCGGAGAAAAUUGCACGACCUGAUUAUGCCGAUCAUCCAGCAGGAAGAAGUUUAUCAGAAGAGAAAAUGAGAGGAAAUACUCAAAUAAGGAUAAACUCAGACGAGGAUAUUGAGGCUAUGAAAGUAGUUUGUAAGCUUGCUCGCGAGUGUUUAGAUGAAGGUGCAAAAGUUUGUGGUGUUGGAGUUACAACAGAUGAAAUUGAUCGUGCUGUUCACGAAGCUGCUAUAGAACGUGAUUGCUACCCAAGCCCAUUAAAUUAUUAUAAUUUCCCGAAAUCAUGUUGCACGUCUGUUAAUGAAGUCAUUUGCCACGGAAUUCCUGAUACGCGUCCACUUGAAGAUGGAGAUAUUUGCAACCUUGAUGUGACAGUGUUUCAUCGUGGUUUUCAUGGAGAUCUAAAUGAAACUUUCUUUGUUGGAAAUGUCAAAGAAGAACAUAAAAAACUUGUGAAAGUGACUUAUGAAGCGUUGAGUAAAGCGAUUGAUAUAGUGAAACCUGGUGAACGUUAUAGAGAAAUAGGAAAUGUUAUUCAGAAACAUGUUCAACAUCACAAUUACAAUGUCGUUAGAAGUUAUUGUGGUCAUGGAAUUCACGAACUUUUUCAUACUGCACCGAAUGUUCCCCACUAUGCUAAAAACUCAGCUGUUGGUGUUAUGAAAGCAGGCCAUACAUUUACAAUCGAACCAAUGAUUUCAAUGGGUACAUGGCGAGAUAUUUCGUGGAAUGAUAAUUGGACCGCAGCCACGGCAGAUGGGCUUUGGUCUGCUCAGUUUGAACAAACACUUCUAGUGACUGAUACAGGAUGUGAAAUACUCACUCAACGUCGUCAAAACGAUGGCAAACCUUGGUUCAUGGAUAAAAUGCUUGAUUAACAAAACAACUUUUUAUAUCAUUCGGUAAACUUACCGCGGUAAAAGCAACGUUCAUACAUUAUUUGAUUUCUUGAAUGAUUUCUUUAAUUAAUUAUACAAACAAGAAUUCAAACAAGGAUGACAUGCGACUGCUUCUUUGUCUCUCAUUAUUUAAACCAAAUUCGACAAAAAACGAACAAUUAUCAUUGAAUCGGUGUAAAUAAAUUUCAAUAAUUGAAAUUGAAUAAUGAAAUAAAAUUGAAUUGUGUAAUCCUGAAAUGUUUGUAAAUG